AUGAAGCCUCACCGGAUGCGCAUUACUCACGAGCUGGCUACUGCCUAUGGCAUGUUGGAUAAGAUGCACGUCUUGAGACCAAAACGCGCCACUCCAGAGGCCAUGACUGCCUUUCAUACAGACGAAUACGUCCAAUUCCUGCAUAGCGUCACUCCAGAGACAGCAGACAAACUCACCGGCCAAAAGACAAGAUUCCUCGUAGGAGAUGACAAUCCUGCAUUCGAAGGUGUCUUUGAGUUUUGUUCGAUUUCAGCGGGGGGUUCGAUCGGUGCGGCAGAACGAAUAGCCUCGGGGGCAGCGGACAUUGCGAUCAACUGGGCAGGCGGCCUGCAUCAUGCCAAAAAGCGCGAAGCCGCCGGCUUCUGCUACAUCAACGAUAUUGUUCUUGGCAUUCUCGAGCUAUUGCGCACGUAUCCUCGGGUACUGUACAUCGACAUUGACUGUCAUCACGGUGAUGGGGUCGAAGAAGCCUUCUAUACAACGGACCGCGUUAUGACGUGCAGCUUCCACAAGUUCGGAGAGUUCUUCCCUGGUACGGGUACGCAGGAAGAUACGGGCACCGGAAAGGGAAAAGGAUACUCCGUCAAUGUGCCAUUAAAAGAUGGAAUUCAGGAUGAGUCGUUUAAGAGUGUGUUUGACCCUGUCAUUUCAAAAAUCCUGGAAGUUUUCCAACCAUCUGCCGUCGUACUACAAUGCGGGGCGGAUUCGUUGGCAGGCGAUAAACUUGGAUGCCUGAACCUCACCAUGCAGGGACACGCCCAUUGUGUUCAGUUUCUUCGAAAAUCCAAUAUACCCCUGAUAUUACUCGGUGGAGGCGGAUACACAGUGAAGAAUGUAGCACGAGCGUGGACGUAUGAGACCGCAUGCGCAAUUGGCAUUGAAAACGAAAUUGACUUAAAUAUGCCAUGGAGUCAAUAUUUCGAAUGGUUCGGACCAACAUAUAGACUUGAAGUCCCGGAAAACAACAUGGAGGAUAUGAAUGUGAAGGAAGGAACUUUGGAUCAUGUUAGAACUACUGCUCUUGCCCAACUGCAGCAGCUUGCUUCGCGCUGUGCGCCCUCUGUUCAAAUGCAGGAUGUUCCUAGAACGAGCUUGGGAGGUCAUCUUGGUUUUAAAAGAGACAAAAGGGAACACAGGGAUGAACUCGACGAGCGACUUGCACAACACACACGAUAUCUUUACGACCUUCAAGAAUCAGAGUCAGAGUCGGAAGAUACAGAAUCUUCUGAUAGCGAUGCCAGCUCUGUUUCCUUUGUUAACAACUGGAGACGUGCUCCACACCGUGCUAACUCUCUGCCUCGCAUACUGAGUGGACGGCAUUCAAGCAACCCGCCUGGACAUAUAUCGGCCUCCGAAAGACGGCGGAUGAGUAUUGUCACUGGAAAGUACUUCGACAUCCCAAUACACGAAAGCGGAUACAACCACUACGAAUAUGGCGCGGCUCCUACAAAAUCAUCGAAACGAAUCUUCUUCCAAAGUGGACUCGACAUUUACAACGACGAUAAUGAUUUUGAGGGUAUCAUAAAUGCCAGGACCUCCGUUUCAAAUGGGUUUGGGAAUGGUAUUCACGACCUUCAUGGACUUAUGGAAAGAGGUGGACGUAGUCUUAAUGAAAAUUUGGAAGAUGGUGAUGACGAGGUAGAGGGCGAAGAAUACGAGGAUGAUGCCGCAAUGUCAGACUCAUGA
Psilocybe cubensis is the source of this 1686-nucleotide messenger RNA. RefSeq lists its product as uncharacterized. Gene Ontology annotation, molecular function: histone deacetylase activity. The transcript has 7 exons. The record is from RefSeq and is a predicted model, not a curated record. Bases 1 to 1686 code for a protein of 561 amino acids. Lineage: Eukaryota; Fungi; Basidiomycota; Agaricomycetes; Agaricales; Agrocybaceae.